Talaromyces marneffei is the source of this 1734-nucleotide messenger RNA. RefSeq lists its product as uncharacterized. Gene Ontology annotation, biological process: DNA-templated transcription. The transcript is spliced from 5 exons. The record is from RefSeq and is a predicted model, not a curated record. The coding region runs from base 1 to 1734 and encodes 577 amino acids. Gene Ontology annotation, molecular function: DNA binding; zinc ion binding. Lineage: Eukaryota; Fungi; Ascomycota; Eurotiomycetes; Eurotiales; Trichocomaceae.
AUGGCGAAUCAUGACGGCGCGGGACUUGAUGAGGAUGUGCCUGACGCGCCUGCCAUUUCUGGGCAGACAUUGGGGCUUUUUGCUCAUGAAGAUGUCGGGCCUGAUGAUUGGGGGAUAGAUGAAGGCUCGAACCAGGUCGCUCCCGACAUUUCGAAAGAGUUUAUGAAUGACGCGGAAUCACAAGCAGCCCAGCCCUCAACCAGUCAGACUUCGGCGCCAGCCAAAUCUACACAUACGAAUAUCGCAACCUCGCCUGGGGAACCACAACUCGAUCUCUCAGUCUUGCAACGCGUGGCUUUGAACGAAGUACUCGCUGUGUUGGAUGAGUUCACCAAAGCUUCAUCACUUCAAGACUGGAGCAUCGGCAGCCGUGACGAUGCAGGAAAUGACAAGAAUCCUAAUGAGUCAAAGACACUACCAUAUAAAAUUAUUUUGAAUUUCCAGGCUGCUAUGUUACUUGAUAGACAAGAAGAGCUUCCGGACGAGAUACAGGAACAUAUUGAACCUAUCAAGAGGCGAAAGUUCUUUGACGUGUUAUCGAAGGUCGAUAAGAUCACUUUCCGCACCCCGCCAUCAUUGCAUAUGCUCCGAGCACAAUGUAUGGGUGUAGUAAUACUGCAAUCCUUUGGGAAUGUGCCAGAGGCAUGGAGUAUGAUGAUCGCUGCGUCACGCACAUUCGUCGCUCUGGGCUGCGACACUUUUCAGAAAGAUAGCCUCUCCAGCACGAACAACAAAACAUGGGCUGACCCAGACGAAGAUCGAGAAGCAUGCAUUGCUUGGUGUUAUCAGCUCGAUCGAUCAAUGAGCUUGCUUCUGCGUCGUCCCCCAUUAUUACCGAAAUCAUCUACACCACCGAGACUUGCAUUUAGUCCAUUAGAUGAUAAAAUCUCAUGGAAACUCCACUUUAUCCAUUUGAGUCUGGACCUUACGCAUAUCCAGGGGUUGAUAUCAUUUGUUACGAGGGACGCAGGGUUGAAACCGCAGUGGAAGGAUCUCGAACCCCUGCAUAACGAGUUGAAAGACCUAUGGGAGCGUCUUGACACUUGGGAAAGUGAAAGUCCAGGCUCUGUGUGGGACUUAUUUCUGUCAACCGACAUAGCCAAGAGCCGUCUAUUACAAAAAGCAGCUGUAGAUUGUGCUCGAAAGUGUUUUGAGUCUUUCCUGGAUUUGACUCGAGAUGGUCAUAAAAUUGAGAUGAUCGAUUUGAGCUGGGAUCUCCUUCUCUACUCUCUUUCCCCAUUAUGCGUCCUCGCCUACAAUAUCGUGCGUACUCGCGGCGCAGGAGAUCUCAAGCUUCUGGAGGACUUUGCCGGAUUCAUUUUUACGCGAAUCAUCAAAAAGUCACCAGACAACAACCCGCUCGCUACUCCCAUUUGCAAUCUAUAUAGAUCGAUAACAAAUAUAUGCCGUCCGCUUAUUUCUGCCGCCCCCUCUACUACGGCAGGACAAUCCUCAUACCUUACGAACCACACUCCACAUAGGAAGAACUUUAUGAAUUUUGAGCAUUUCUUUGGCGGUGAUGCAUCAGCUACGGGCUCGUCGUCGAGUAAUCCCACCGGUACAUCCAGCGCGACAACUCCGAACCAGAGUCAGAAUCGAAAUAGGAACUCGACAAAUGCCGCUGCCGAGGGAAAUGGUGCUCGGAUUGAUGACGGCAUUGAAUACGCGAGUGUGACAGAAGAGCAAUUUAUGAAGUUGCUUAUGUGUCGGGUCUCUAUAGGGUGGAGUGAUUGA